Messenger RNA from Trypanosoma conorhini, 3984 nucleotides. RefSeq names its product cpc1/kpl2. Gene Ontology annotation, molecular function: calcium ion binding. Bases 1 to 3984 code for a protein of 1327 amino acids. NCBI's taxonomy places the organism in Eukaryota, Euglenozoa, Kinetoplastea, Trypanosomatida, Trypanosomatidae. The transcript has a single exon. The record is from RefSeq and is a predicted model, not a curated record.
AUGCAGGAGGCUGAGCGGCUCGUGGCCUCGCUGCUCGCCGCGCGCGGGGAGGAGGAGCAGCGGCGGGAGUCUCGCAGGCGGCGGCGCAUCGACUGCAUCGUAGCAGGUAACCAGGAACGAACGCAGCGUUGCAAGGGCAUGCUGAGUGGUGUCCUGCAGCGCGGCGUCCAGACCGUGUCGCUGGCCGAGGGCGAGUUCCUGGGCUCCCUCGGGGAUGUAGGGAGGUGGUGGGACCUGAUCAGUGAACAUAUUCUAGAGGAAAAGCGGGAGUGCGAGGAGGCAGUGAAGCUGCAGAACCGGCUGAACUCCAUGUACCUCACGUCGAUGCAGCGGCGCGAGGAGAAGGAGCAGUCGGCCGUGGUUGGGACCGAUGAGCGUCGGCUGCGCGAGUUGGAGGAGUGGUGCGUGGAGGAAGAGCGCCGCGCGAGGGAGGAGGUGGUUGGCGACGUCAUGGACCGCAUUCUCUCAGCCGUUGAUGAGUGCAUCGGAUUCACUGAGAAACACGCGCUUGAGGGCGGCGUUUGGAACACGCUCCUCGGCGAUAUCGCGUUGAAUGCCUUCAUCCGAACCACCAACGCGACACCGCUGACGCAGGAAGAGCAUGCCCGCAUCGCCUUCAGGGAGAUCUUUCACUGCCACCCGUUCCAGAUCACAGGUGAGGCGUUUCUUUACCUUCUUUUUGCCAUGUACGACACACUGAAGCCGGGCGCUUCAUCAGUCAACUGCUUUGAUCUCUCGCGCAGGCCGCUGUUUUUGAUACAUGGGCCAAAGCUCAGCGGUAAGACGGUUGUGUCUCGUGAGGUCUCCGCGGCACUCUCGCUGUUGUCCCUCUCGGAUAGAGACUUGACAAAUAAGGCCCUGGAGGCGUACCGAAAUGAGCGCGAUGGUUUACCAACCCUUCUCACGGUGGAGGACAGCGAUGCCUUGCCGGUACUCUCAGCGUAUGAGGAGCGCAACGCGCAGGACGAGGAAGUUGCAUACCACAGCGAGUCACACCUUGAGCAGGUUGUUGACUCCUUCGUACGGCUUAGCCCAUGGGCUAAGGUGGGCAUGACUAUUGAGGCUGCCCUUUCCCGCGGUGAAGCAGUGGACCCGUGCCUCAUCGUGGAGCUGAUGCAACUGGAGAUGAACGACACCACUUUGGAGUGUGACGGCAUCCUGUUCGACGGAACAGUUGGAGGAUUAGAGCAGCUUCGUGUUCUGCAGCGUGCGAUUCCAAAGCAAGUCCACUUGUUUGAGGGGGUCUUGCGAGACUUCCCGCCCUGUAAGGAAGAGGUUUCCUUGUCGUCACCACUGCUGCAUGUGGCGCGGGAGAUGCGCUCUGAUGUUGGCAGUGUGAAGAACGAAGCCCGGCCAAGGCCACCGAAGAAAGGCGUUGACCUCAGCGCACUGCCGCCGCCAGUGCUGCCGGAGGUGACACGGCUUGAGUUGACAGACGAGGAAAAGGACGCAAUAACAUACUGGGAGCAACAUGGGCAUACCUACCCUCUCUUCUCAGCUGUGGUGCACAUUUACUGCAGGCCACACGAGAUUUUUUGUCGUUUCGCAGGACUUCGUGUUGAUAAAGAGACACGAGAACAUUACCACAUGGUGUUUAAUCCGCCGCCACCCGAGCGUAUGCCGUACGUGGUAAGCCUUGAUCGUGUGAAAACCUCCACGGCGCAGUUGCACCGCCUCUUGCUUAACCAGAACUGGCGCUGGGAGGCGAUGAGGCGCUGGCUGAAUCAUGAAGCGGGAUGUGUUGAAAACGUGCACGAAGUCAACGGAGAAGGCGCGUUGGAGAACAUUAUAGUCGACGUUCGAAACAUCCUUCAAGAGGCAGGCGACAAAUACAAGGCAGGCCUUCAGCGUUACGAUGCUGCAAUGGCCGCAAAAAAGAGGCAGGCAUACAUUGAUGCAAGCAUUGCCGAGCAGGAGGCUGCACGGGAGGCUGAACGAAAACGCCUUAUCGCCGUCUACGCGGAGUGUGGAGCACCGAUUCCGCCGGAAUUGGAGUCGCGGCCACGGUUGACGCCAUCCUACACAAUGCCAGAGGCUUUACCAGAGGCUUUCAUGCGAGUGUUUUCUGCCUUUAGGACCCAAUACGAGAGUGCAUACGGCUGGCUGGGAACAGCCGUGGAGAAACUUGCCAAUUUGAUGCUGGAGCACCGCUGCGCGGCGAUGGGCGCCUUUAAUCACUUCUGGAACCAACCGGAUGAAAAGCAGGAAAAGCUGGAUCAAUUCGUGGCCAGCUACAAUGCAGUACCGGCCGAGCUUCUGGGUCAGCCCUCGUGUAAGGAGGAGCUACAUCUGUUGGUGGAUCAGCUCCGGGAGGAGCUCUUCCGCACGCUGGAGGCAACCGCGAGAGAGGCCAGUGCAAAGAUUGAGCAAAUCACAAAAAAAGAGUCCUUCUAUGGGCCAUGGUGCGUGUCGGUGUGUAACCUUGGCGUUGCGAUGGUGCAAGUGGAACUGGAGCGGUUCUUGGUGUCGCUGAACCUGGCGGCGAUGUACUUCGCCGCCGUUGUGAAGCAGCCCUGCGUAUUUGUGGAGUUGGAGUCGGAGGUCAUUCUUGUGCGCUCCACCACCGAGGCCGCGGUGGAGCAGACCAAGGGGAAGGAGAAGAAGACGCAAGGCACCAAGAAGGCCCCGCAACCGGAUGAGGUGGUUGAAAAGACCCUUGAGGACACCUUUGUGGAGACCAUUGGGAAACUUUUGACGUCCAUGGAAAGCCUCGUGGAGAAGUUUUCUUCCGUCGCUGAGGCGCCCACGAAGGUGCGUGAGGGUGCGAAGGCGUCUUCCGUGACUGCAGAUGACGGCAGGACGGUGCUGAUUCUCAAGAGGUGUUUACCCUUCGCCGAAGGCGAGUUGUCCAAGGCGCAGGAGCGUAUCUCCUCUAUCCGGCAGUUCUUCCUGCAAAUCCAACGCGAAGGGGAGGCGUACUGCGCACGCAUGAAGGAUGACAUGGCCUCCCACACUCGGGAGAAGAAUUUCAGCCAGGCCUCGGCGGUCAACACGGCGAUUUACGUUAUUCGUAACGCCAUUGAAGAGGAGCGACCGCUGUCGUCUAUGCACUUGGGCCGUGACACGUUUCAUACCGUCCCUGCGGCACCAAAAACAACAACCACCCAAGCUCCCUGCUUGCCCCAUAAUCUGCAGAUAUUGGCAGCGGCAGAAGAGCCAAAGAUCCACGCAACUCUCUCCUCUUCACGAUUGGUGGAUAUCAUUGUGGCAUUCCGUUCCGUGGCGCCUGGAUAUGCGGUGGGCCGCACGGAGUUCUUUCACAUUGUGCGUCCCGGCGAUUACGCUGGUGCUAUUGUCAGGGACCUUGGGCGUCUGAAAACGCAGGGAGAGGUUUUUGCCGCGUUUGAUCCGCUUGACUGCGGAUUCAUCGACUGGAGAGAGUUUGUGCUUCAUCUGCUUUUAUGGUGUGCGCCGGCGCCGGAGGUGGCGUCAGACGCAGACGCAGACGCAGACGCAGACGCAGAAAAGAACUUUUACAUCACCGAGUGCUCCGUCGCACAACUGCUGGAGACCCGCGCCAACCUUGGCCUCGAGGCGGUCACCGAGGAGGACUUUUACGACGUUCCCUUCUUCUUUGAUAACUGCCUGGCGGACGACCGGUUGGAGGCCUACGUGCGUGCGCUGUGGAUGACGUUCUCAACGCCGGACGGACUGCUGGAUCCACUGCCGCUGUUGAUGUUUCUCUGCAUUGACCGACAACCCAUUCGCGGGGUGCAAAAGGCCUUCUACGUUCUCUCCCAGAAUGGGGACGGCACCCUGACGCCGGAGGAGUUGGACUUCGCCUUUCACGUGCAGGUGACAAACCCCCGUAACAUGUGUCUUUUAGAUGUAUUUUCGCCCGAAAACAUUGCAACGCUGUACGACGGUGAGCCCUCGCUGGCCUUUCAGUCUAUUAGCACCCGGGUCAUUGGGCGCACCAUGCUCAACAACACCGAGGCAUUUCACCGCAAGUGUUUUCUUCUCGAAGAGCCUCAAGUUGGGUGA